Molecule: messenger RNA, 1146 nt
Organism: Pundamilia nyererei
Lineage: Eukaryota; Metazoa; Chordata; Actinopteri; Cichliformes; Cichlidae
Product: granzyme B-like
Exons: 5
Coding region: 23-757 (244 amino acids)
Biological process (GO): proteolysis
Molecular function (GO): serine-type endopeptidase activity
Source: RefSeq, a predicted model, not a curated record
UCAGCCUGACUUUGAUCUCAUCAUGUUUACUCACUUUAACCUGGCAGUACUGAUAGUUGUACUGACUCUUCAUGAUAAAGUUCACACUGGAGAAAUCAUCGGUGGCCAUGAGGCCGUGGCACACAGCAGGCCAUACAUGGUGCUUUUGGAGAUGCACAGACCAGGUGGUCAGAAAGCCCACUGUGAUGGCUUCCUUGUGAAUGAGCAUUUUGUGGUGACUGCUGCCCACUGCCAAGCUGAGUCCUACAGAGUCUUUCUGGGACUUCAUAAUUACAACAAGCAGAAUGACGUACAGCAUGUGAAUGUGCCUGGGGAAAAUGCAUUUCCACAGAAAGACUAUGAUAAAGCUGAAUUCAAAAAUGACAUAAUGCUUCUGAAGUUGAGUACCAAGGCAGUGUUAAACAAGAAUGUGAAACCUAUUGAUCUCGCAGACCGUGAUGACAGAUCGCUGCCAAAAUCAUGCAUAGUCUCUGGUUGGGGAAGUACAGAAAACAACAAACACCCAUCUCUCAAACUUUUGGAAGUCAAUGUAACCCUGGUUGAAAAUGAGAUGUGUGUUAAGGAAAAUAAGUACUGCUCAAAGGACAAGGGUGGCCCAGGUCAUGGAGACUCUGGUGGCCCAUUAGUCUGUGAAGAUGGAAAGGCAUAUGGGGUGGUGUCCGCCAGCAAGCUAAACCCAGAUAAAUCAGCAAUUUAUAGUUACACUAAGAUACCUGACAACCGAGACUGGAUUGACUGCAUUAUGAAACAUAAUUAAGAUAAAAUAAACCAUGUAAAACUUAGCUGAUCAAACCCCAGUAUUAGAAUUUGUGCUUGGGUUUAGCUUGAAAAAGAAGUGAUGCGAUACUGCGUUAAAAUUAGAUAAGUGAGUUGUUUUGGUAGAUAUGCAUCAAAAAAACUUAAAAAAAUAAAAAAAAACUUAAAAAAAACAACAACACAAAACAAACAUACAUUAAGUUGCACAUUAGUUACAGUUAAGUAGAAUCUGAACUUUUACUAUAUACUCAAUGCUGUUUAUUAAAUGAGAUGCUGAUGUUAGAUACUGAAUUACCUGAUUUGUUUUGUUUUUAAAAAGGCCUGUACUUUAAAGAUUCUUGUUUCUUUUAGAUUCAGGAUGAUUUGUUUGACAGAUGUUAUUAAAAUUUU